Molecule: messenger RNA, 3510 nt
Organism: Ogataea philodendri
Lineage: Eukaryota; Fungi; Ascomycota; Pichiomycetes; Pichiales; Pichiaceae
Exons: 2
Coding region: 1-3510 (1169 amino acids)
Biological process (GO): fructose metabolic process; fructose 2,6-bisphosphate metabolic process
Cellular component (GO): cytosol
Molecular function (GO): 6-phosphofructo-2-kinase activity; ATP binding
Source: RefSeq, a predicted model, not a curated record
AUGUCACAAACUCCCAACCAAAGACACGCUGAUGCCCCUUCAGUAUCGUCUCCAUCUCCAGGCACCCCGUCUGUCCCGGCAGCCGGAAUCUCACAAUUGGAGCUUCGUCUUGCAAGCAGCAGCUAUGAUCCGAAAGAUGAUGCGGAGUCUGCCCUAAUCAGUGACGAUGAGGAUGGUUCUUUCCCGUGCAAUGAACGGACUCAAGAUCUAGAGUCGUUGAACCGAAUGCUUCAAACUUAUGAUAUGAGCUCACGGGGAGGAAAAGAUGAGAAUAAGAACAGUCAGGCAACUUUCAAUAGAAGACCCCCGAGCGACACGCCUAUCAUGAGUGGAACUACAUCACCAGCAGCUGGGUCAAACUUGUCACCCCUUUGCUUGAGCGAAAAUGAAGGGGAAGAUAGCGACCAGGACGAUAUUAACCAAUCACGUGCAAAUGUUUAUUCAUCUGCAGACAGGCUUACACCUCUUCCUCAUCGCAACAAGCAACAUUCUGCGACCACGUCAUCUCAACAUGUAAAAACGACUUUGGAUAUACCAGGCCAGACUAGAUCCAAAAUAUCACCCGAUGGCUCCAUAGUCAACACAAGUGAAAGGGUCGUUGUAGUUAUGAUAGGCCUUCCCGCAAGAGGAAAAUCUUAUCUCAGCAACAAACUUGUUCGCUACCUCAAUUGGCUGCAAAUCAAUGCCAAAAUUUUCAAUGUUGGAUCAACAAGGCGUGCUAAAGCUGCUCACCUAGGACCUGAAAGUUCACCUCUUCCGGACAAGAAUGAUAUGACACUACAUGAUGCAAAAUUCUUUUCCCCCAACAACGAAGAAAAUACUCGUUUACGAGAGCAAUGGGCACAAGAGACUUUGGAUAAUCUGCUUCACUAUCUCCUCAAAGGUGAUGGCUGUGUGGGAGUUUUCGAUGCUACAAACUCGACGAAGCUCAGACGGAGAGCUGUGCUAGAAAAAAUAAUGGAGAGAAGCAAAGGACAGCUGAAGAUUUUGUUUCUAGAGAGCAUCUGCAACGACAAAUCAAUUUUGGAAGACAAUAUUCAAUUAAAAUUGCAGGGUCCAGACUAUCGAAACAUUAGCCCAGAAGUUGCAAUAAAAGAUUUCCUUGGAAGGCUUAAGAAUUACGAAUCAGUUUAUGAGACAAUUGAUGACGAGGAAGAAAAGAAUAAGGACUUUCAAUAUGUCAAAAUGAUUGAUGUUGGACGCAAAGUGAUUGCGUGCAAUAUCAAAGGUUUCUUAGCAUCUCAGAUCAUUUACUACUUCUUAAAUUUCAAUCUAGGAGCUCGUCAGAUCUUUAUCACUAGGCACGGAGAAUCCAUGGAUAAUGUCAAAGGACGCAUUGGGGGGGACUCUGUACUAACGGAGCGUGGCCAUAUAUUCGCUAAAUCACUCGCAGACUUCAUCUCGUUCAAGAAGCAGCAAUUUCGGGAGAACCAAUUAAACGAAUUCAAGAGCAAACAUUCAAACUAUUUUUCCAAAGCACCCGGCAUCAAUGAUCUGCCAGAGGAACCGUCUUUUUCUGUAUUUACUUCGAUGCUUCAAAGGAGCAUCCAAACAUCUGAGCAUUUCUCGGACGAGAUUUUUGAUAUAAAGCAAAUGAGAAUGCUAAAUGAAUUAGGAAGCGGCAGAUUUGAGGGCAUGACAUAUGAAGAAAUACAAAGAAGUUUCCCAGAGGAGUUCAAUGCACGGUUGAAAGACAAAAUGUCGUAUCGGUAUCCUGGAGUCGGAGGAGAAUCGUAUCUUGAUGUGAUUACCAGACUGAAGCCUGUGAUAAUGGAAUUGGAGAGGACUACCAAUCAUUUAUUGAUCAUCACGCAUAGAGUUGUUGCGCGGGUUCUCAUUGCGUACUUUCUGAACCUCAGCAAAAGUUCUGUGGGAGAUUUAGAUGUUCCGCUACACACGGUCUAUAUGUUCGAACCGAAGCCUUUCGGUGUUGAUUGGCACAUUUAUGAAUUUAAUGAGAACACACAUUGGUUUAAUGAGAUCGAUCCAAACUCUCUCCAGAACAGCAAAAAAGUGAAGCAAGUGGGAAUAUCAUUCAGAGAGCGGGCUUACUCUGUUGUUCCAACGGCUACCAGAAGGCCUUCUGCAUUAGCCUCUGGUGCCGUGUCCACACGAAAUUUGCGCCAGCCCACAACACCAUCCACCAAUUUACAAGCAAGCCGCCAUUACCAAGCUCGACUUGAUAACACCAACAGCAACGGUUUGUCUCAUGUCUCUGACGGCAAAUCUUCCAAGAGGUGGGUACUCGGUGAAGGUCUCAACACACAUUGGCUUGGAUGGGAUCAUCUUGACGAUAGCAGCAUCACCGGACUUGACGAACUUAGGGUUCUCCUCCAUCUUCUUACCAGUUCUUCUGUCAAUCUUCUCGAGCAACUGGUCGAAUCUACAAGCAAUGUGGGCGGUGUGGCAGUCCAAAACUGGAGAGUAACCAGCAGAGAUUUGACCAGGGUGGUUCAAGAUGAUGACUUGAGCGUUGAAAGAAGCAGCACCUUGAGGAGGGUCGUUCUUGGAGUCACCACAGACGUUACCUCUUCUGAUUUCCUUAACGGAGACGUUCUUGACGUUGAAACCAACGUUGUCACCUGGAACACCCUCAACAAGCUGCUCGUGGUGCAUCUCAACGGACUUGACUUCAGUGGUAACACCAGCUGGAGCGAAAGUAACGACCAUACCAGCCUUGAUGACACCGGUCUCGACUCUUCCGACUGGAACAGUUCCAAUACCGCCGAUCUUGUAGACAUCUUGCAAUGGCAAUCUCAAUGGCUUGUCAGAUGGUCUGGAAGGUGGCUCAAUGGCGUCAAUAGCCUCCAAAAGAGUCUUACCCUUGACGACACCAGCCUUAGUCUCCUUUUGCCAUCCUUUGUACCAUGGGCAGUUAGUAGAAGCCUCGAUCAUGUUGUCACCGUUCCAACCCGAAAUUGGGACGAAUGGAACAGUCUUAGGGUUGUAACCAACCUUCUUGAUGAAGUUAGAGGUUUCCUUGACAAUUUCCUCAAAUCUGGCCUCGUUCCAUUGAACAGAGUCCAUCUUGUUGACAGCAACAAUCAAUUGUCUGACACCAAGGGUGAAAGCAAGCAAAGCGUGCUCUCUGGUUUGACCGUCCUUGGAGAUACCAGCCUCGAACUCACCGGUACCACCUGCAAUGAUCAAGAUAGCACAGUCAGCCUGGGAAGUACCAGUGAUCAUGUUCUUGAUGAAAUCUCUGUGACCUGGAGCGUCAAUGACGGUAACGUGAUACUUUGGAGUCUCGAACUUCCACAGAGCAAUAUCGAUAGUGAUACCUCUCUCUCUCUCAGCCUUCAACUUGUCCAAAACCCAAGCGUACUUGAAAGAACCCUUUCCGAGUUCAGCAGCUUCUUUUUCAAACUUCUCGAUGGUUCUCUUGUCAAUACCACCACACUUGUAGAUCAAGUGGCCGGUAGUGGUAGAUUUACCAGAGUCGACGUGACCAAUAACAACGACGUUAACGUGAGUCUUUUCUUUACCCAUUUUAAUAUAUUAGUUCUUUGA